Molecule: messenger RNA, 2904 nt
Organism: Hemisphaericaspora subhashii
Lineage: Eukaryota; Fungi; Ascomycota; Pichiomycetes; Serinales; Debaryomycetaceae
Product: mismatch repair ATPase
Exons: 1
Coding region: 1-2904 (967 amino acids)
Biological process (GO): mismatch repair
Cellular component (GO): nucleus
Molecular function (GO): ATP-dependent DNA damage sensor activity; ATP binding; mismatched DNA binding
Source: RefSeq, a predicted model, not a curated record
AUGUUUGUAAGACAGGGGAAGAAAGCUAUAUCGAAUUAUGCUAUAGCGAGAAAGGUCAGACUCAUAUCAAUAUCUUCUAGAAUUUUUCAGCUGCAACUACAAGAAACUUCUAACACAAAUGAACCUUUUGAUUGGGAUAGAGGAGCUCGAACCAACAAGACAAACUUAUCUCCAUUAUACGCGUCAAUGAAAAGAUUGAUGGAUCAGAAUCCAGGAUGUGUAAGCUUAAUACAAGUGGGUAGUUUCUAUGAAUUGUAUUUUGAUCAGGCUGAAAUAUAUGGUCCAAAAUUAGGAUUGAAAGUAGCCACUAGGAAAACAAGUAACCAUUGUAUCCCAAUGGCAGGGUUUCCCUUGAGUCAGCUUCGUAAAUUUGUGGAAGUAUUGGUACAAGAGCAUAAUGUCAAUGUAGCUAUUGUUGACCAAAACUCUCUGAAAGAUAAAACAAUCCAUAAUUUGAUUCAUAGAAAGAUUUCAAGAAUUAUUUCUCCAGGGACUUUGAUCGAUGAAUCAUUCCUAAAUUUCGACAAGAACAAUUAUCUUGUCGCGAUAUCCUUCCCUCCCAACAUGGAAAGAUUACCUCCUGACCCAGAUAUGCCAGUUGGAUUGGCUUGGAUCGAUGUAUCUAUUGGUGAAUCACUCGUACAACAAACAACACUUGGAGAUUUGGUUUCAGAUUUAUCCAGAAUUCAACCUAGUGAAAUCUUAAUCUCCAAAACCCUUCAGUCAUCAAACCUCCAUACUGGGAAAUGGUACGCCCCAUUACAAGAUCUCAGACGAUAUUUUAUAAGAUAUCAUACUAUAAAAUAUACAGAUCUAAAACUUCAAUUCAAAGCAAGUGUUCAAGCCACUAGAAAAGCACUCGAGGAAUUCACUCCAAGAGAAGAAGCUGCCAUGAAUAUGAUUCUCUCUUAUGUAAGUGUCAAUCUUCCCGAAGCCAACUUUUCCCUCGAACUCCCUACCCAAUAUAUGAACUCCGACUGUCUUCAAAUGGAUGCAAGAACAAGAGACGCAUUAGAGUUGACGGAAAGAGCGAUUGGUGGAAGAUCAUCUACAAUAGGAACCCUUCUAUCGACGAUAAAAAGAACCACGACUGCCUCGGGUACAAGAUUAUUGAUUCAAUGGAUUAAGUCACCUGUUUUAGACAUCAACGAAAUUGAAAGACGUCAACAGUACGUGGAGAUGUUUUUAUAUAAUCCGUAUUUGACAACACAAACCAGACAUCAUUUGAAUGCGAUCGGGGAUUUUGUUAGGUAUGCUCAAAGAUUAUCGAUGGGUACUGGGGAUGUGGUGCAUCAUUUGGUCUCCAUCGCAGAUAGCUUAAAUAAAUUAGAAGCAUUUGAAACAUUCUUGAAAGAGGAAUAUGACAGAAAUCCAGAACAAUUGAAUGUCUUGAGGGAUUUUCUUAAGGAAUUGUAUAUACCUAAGGAUAUUGCUAAUGAAGUGUACGAAACAAUUUAUGUUGAAAAGCCGGUUGAUAUUGAGGAGGAAGAGAUCGUGAUGAGCGAACUCCAGCAAAGUGAAAGUGCAGAAACCGAAGGUUCUAUUACAAUCUCUGAUUCCGGUAUUGCAAAUGAGCCGCCUGUGCCAGUCAAUCUAGAUCUUGAGAGUGUUCCAGAAAGAGCUGACUCUAAAGACGCUUAUCUGAAUAGCUUCCUUGCCAAGUAUCGCAUAAAAGAAGAAGACAGGCUCAUGCCUCAAUUUGCAUUUACAAUUAAUCGUAACUACAACCCUGAAUUGUCGCAAUUACAUUCAGAGCUUGAUCUUCUUGAAACUCGGGAAUCAGAACUCAUUGCUAAGGUUAAAGAAGAUAUCCAUGCUAUAGAUCCAAAAAUUGAAGUCGUCAAGAAAGAAACAUAUGGUAGAUAUGAGAAUAUCCUUCUUAUUUCAGGAAAGCAAAAGUCAAUCGGCCAAGCGUACAAGAUCCUCGAGCAUGAUAUUAGAGAACAUAAAAAGAAACUGCUAAUCUUCAAGUCCAAUGAUUGGAGGGCAUUACAACACCUAAUUCGAGAAAAGCGAGACAGCAUAACUGUCAUCGAACAACAAAUCAUUGAGGAAUUAAAAAGCAAAGUCAUCGAUCAAAUCCCGUCCAUCAAAGCUGCACUGAAAUUAGUUGAUUUCCUCGAUGUGACCUCUUCCUUCUCGGUCUUAGCCAAAGAAAACCACUGGGUCAAGCCAACCCUCACGACCUACCCUAUCCUCGCAAUCGAAAAUGGUAGGCACGUAGUCGUCGAAUCCAGUCUUCAACAAUCAGGAACCAAUUUCACCCCGAACAACUCUACCGUCGGUCAAAAUGGUAAACUAUGGGUCAUAUCAGGACCAAAUAUGGGAGGUAAAUCGACUUAUCUUCGUCAGAACGCACUCAUGGUUAUCCUUGCCCAAAUUGGCUCCUACGUUCCAGCAUCUUCAGCCACGAUCGGGAUAGUUGACAAAAUCUUCACCCGAAUUGGGGCAAGUGAUGAUUUGUUUAAUGAUUUGAGUACGUUUAUGGUCGAGAUGAUCGAAACUAGCAAUAUCCUCCAAAAAGCCACACUGCAAUCACUUGCGAUUGUGGAUGAAAUAGGUAGGGGUACGAGUGGAAAAGAAGGGAUUGCGAUUGCAUAUGCGACAUUAGUGGAAUUGCUUCGAACAAAUAAGUGCCGAACCUUAUUUGCCACCCAUUUUGGGAUCGAAUUGGAACUGAUGUUGAAGGAGAAUGGAAUUGACCAAAGUGAUGUAAGAUAUUUCAGGACGAGGGUUUUGCAUAAUGCGAAUCCCGACAAUGAGUUUGAAUCCCCAUUGAUUAUUGAUCAUGCUUUGGAAGAAGGUAUAAGUGAGAGGUCGCAUGCUUUGGAGAUUGCAAGGAUGGCAGGGUUUCCCAAGCUGGCAUUGGAUGUUGCAAAGAGGGCCUUGGAUGCCAUGAGUUAG